Paramecium tetraurelia is the source of this 2058-nucleotide messenger RNA. RefSeq lists its product as uncharacterized. Gene Ontology annotation, cellular component: cytoplasm. Lineage: Eukaryota; Ciliophora; Oligohymenophorea; Peniculida; Parameciidae. The transcript is spliced from 8 exons. The record is from RefSeq and is a predicted model, not a curated record. Gene Ontology annotation, molecular function: protein binding; calcium ion binding.
AUGGAAGACUUGUAAAAGAUAAUAUAAAAAUCUGGAACCAACUUAUCACUUCUUGAUCUAGAAUUCAAACAAAUCGAAAAUUUGAAGGACGUGCUUCCAUUGCUCGUCUAAUUUAAGAAUCUCAAAGAAUUAAAUUUGCAUGGGAAUAGAUUAAGACAAUUGCCAGAUGAUUUGUCUCAAUUAAAGAAUCUUGAAAUAUUAGAUAUCACCAAUAAUAUGUUUGAAAAUUUACAAUAAGUAGUUCAUUCAUUAAAAACUUUACCCUCAUUAAAUCAUUUGGAAAUAGCAUUGAAAUCUAAGGAGGAAGAAGAAUUUAUCAUUGAAAAUCUGCCUUAAUUAGUGAUGUUAAAUCAAUAAGCCAUUAAAAUAGAGGACCAAUCUGAAUAACAGAGUGAUAUGCAAUCAGAGAGAUCAGGAACAGGAUUGGAAAUAACAUUACAAUAAGAGGAUCUGGAAUAGAUGGCUAUCCUUCAUGACAGUAUCAAAGAGUUGAGAAAGGAAGAUGAAGAAUCAGAAAAAUAGAUUUCGUCAGUUUUCGAGAAUUCCGUAAAGACUAUAAUGAAGGAAUUACAGACCAAGCUAGCCCAAAAAUCACCUGAACAUAUAACAAAUUUAACAAUUCUAAAAGCAAAAUUUAAUUUAACUGAAGUUUGCUUUUAAUUGUUUAUAAGAUACUUUAAAUUGACAGAUAAAAAACUAGAAUAGAUUCUAACCAAAUUACAUGAUCAACAUCAAUAGAUAUUUACAGAUAUGUCUAACGUAAUUAUGAAUGUCAGAGACAAUCAAUCAAUUUAAUCAAUACAAAAGAAAUUACUAGAAACUAAUUCAGGCUAAUCGAAUUAAGACAAGGGAACAGAAUAAAGACUUAGAUAAGAACUCUAAGAGUUGCAAUAAUACACAAGGGAAAUUGAAUAAGAAAAUAAGACUUACUUAGACUUACUAAUUAAAUUUGGAAAGGGGGAAAAGAUUCAACUAAACUCUGUUCUGAAUAAUUUGUAAAAGACUGAAGUUUAAAACAUGGAUAAUUCAUCUCAACUUAUACAAUAGAAUAAUAAUGACAAGGCCAUAGCUCUAAAUUUGAUUAGACCACAAUAGACCUAAUAUGCGUCUAUUCAAAGUAAGAAUAAUUAAUUAUAAUCUAAUGUCUUGGUUUAAGCACCUUAAUUGGUUAAGAUGUUGACUCUGAAACAAUUCAAAGAUUUAAUAGUAGAAAUAUAUGAGAGUAAAUUGAAAUUUGAUUAAAAAUGCUCUGAUUCUCAUUUACCAAGGGAAACUAUGGAGCAGCAUAUGUACACAUUUUUGAAUUAGAAAUAUGGAUUGAAGAGUUUAAUACUGGAGUGGGCCUCUUGCAUCAUUAAUGCACUCAAAAGAUAUGGAAAUGAUGAUAAUGAUGUGGCAGUGUUUGGUAAGAUUUUGAGGAAUGAAUGUGAUGAGGAGUUUAGAUUCGUAUAGGGGUAGGUGAAGAAUACAAUUUUAGAGUUGUUGAAGAUGUAUUUGAGAGGGAAAUUCCCAUUAAAGACAAAUGCUGAUAUCAAAGAAAUGAUGAAUUAACGAGUUAAUAGUUUCAUAUUCUAGGAAGAAGCUGAAGACAUUAUCAAGUAUAUGUAUAAUCAAGAGGAUUCAGAGAUAAUCCUUAACAAAUUGAAAUAGUAUUUUAUAUAGCCUGCAAAACAUGUAGAGAAACGAAUGACAAGGGAGGAGUAAUUUUAAAUAGUGAAUGAGAAAGAUAAAUCUAAGAUUGAAUUUUCAAUAUUUUAGAAGGUUAUUUUGGAUUUUCAAAUGAAAUCACAUGAAAAGUACUUGUCAAAAUUUAUUUUGCAUUUCAAACAACAAGAUUAGGAUUAAAAUGGAAUUAUUGAUGAGAAUGAAUUUCGAUAAUUGAUUGCAGAUUUGAAUAUGGGAACCAAUGAUUUUGAUAUCUAGAGAUACUUGAAUAAGAUAGAUCCUUACAAUAAUCAGUAAAUAACAUUUUCAUAAUGUGUUCAAUUGUUUUCUCAGGAAUAGGCACCAGGAACGAAUGUACCAAUAAUCUAGAAAAUUUCAGUUGACAGUUUUUGA